AUGUUCACCACCCCCUCCGAACCCACCAAACAACGCUCCCGCAAACACUUCAUACCCCUCGAGAACAACCCCGAAGUCAUGACCUCCCUCCUCCACAACCUCGGCCUCUCCCCGCGCCUGCAAUUCCACGACGUCUUCAGCCUCGACGACCCCGACCUCCUCGCCUUCGUGCCCCGCCCCGCCCACGCCCUCCUCUUGGUAUUCCCCGUCUCCGCGACCUACGAGUCCUUCCGCGCCGCCGAAGACGCCCCCCUCCCGGAGUACACCGGCCACGGCCCCGCCGAGCAGGUCCUCUGGUACAAGCAGACCAUCGGCAACGCGUGCGGCUUGAUCGGCGUGCUGCACGCCGUCAGCAACGGCGCGGCGAGGAAGCAGAUCACCCCCGGCUCGGAAUUGGACCGGUUGGUUCGCAAGGCGAUCCCGCUGGAGCCGCGCGCGCGGGCGGAGCUGCUGGAGGAGACGGAAGCGCUGGAGAGCGCGCACGCGGCGGCGGCCGCGACGGGCGACACCACGGCGCCGAAUGCCGACGAGGAUGUGGAUCUGCACUAUGUGUGUUUCGUCAAGAGCGAGAAUGGGCAUUUAUGGGAGAUGGAUGGAAGGCGGAAGGGGCCUCUGGAUCGGGGCGCGUUGGAGGGGGAGGAGGAUGUUCUGAGUCCGGCGGCGUUGGAGAAGGGCGUGAGGGCUUUUUUGAAGAGGGAGGAGGAGGCUGGUGGGGGGGAGUUGAGGUUUAGUCUGAUCGUGCUGGCAGAGGGGUUUGAUUGA
Messenger RNA from Lecanosticta acicola, 762 nucleotides. The record is from the annotation of a GenBank genome assembly. NCBI's taxonomy places the organism in Eukaryota, Fungi, Ascomycota, Dothideomycetes, Mycosphaerellales, Mycosphaerellaceae.